AUGAGUGAACGCGCGGCUCUUCUUACGCACACUUCUCACAGUCGCUCCAGCCCCAGCUCCAGCCCCAGCUCCAGCCCCAGCUCCAGCCCCAGCUCCAGCCCCAGCUCCAGCCCCAGCUCCAGCCCCAGCUCGGGCCCCAGCUCCAGCCCCAGCUCCAGCCCCAGCUCCAGACCCAGCUAUAGCUCCAGCCCCAGCUCCAGCCCCAGCUCCAGACCCAGCUAUAGCUCCAGCCCCAGCUCCAGCCCCAGCUCGGGCCCCAGCUCCAGCCCCAGCUCCAGCCCCAGCUCCAGACCCAGCUAUAGCUCCAGCCCCAGCUCCAGCCCCAGCUCCAGACCCAGCUAUAGCUCCAGCCCCAGCUCCAGCCCCAGCUCGGGCCCCAGCUCCAGCCCCAGCUCCAGCCCCAGCUCCAGCCCCAGCCCCAGCUCCAGCCCCAGCCCAGCUCCAGCCCCAGCUCCAGCCCCAGCCCCUAAACAAAAACAUGACAAUAUGGAAGUGUGCACCAAUAUUGAGCUGAGAAAGAAAAGGCUCAUACACCACGACUCCGUGAAGCUGAUCAAGUUCGCGGACGACACCACCCUCAUUGGACUCAUCUCCAACAACGAUGAGUCCGCCUACAGGAGGGAGGUGGACCGGCUGGUGUCCUGGUGCAGUGGUAACAACCUGGAGCUGAACGCCCAGAAGACAGUGGAGAUGAUUGUGGACUUCAGGAAGAGCACUGUCCCCCCGCCCCCACCCUCCGUGAUGGACUCCCCCAUCACCUCUGUGGAGUCCUUCCGUUUCCUGGGCACCACCAUCACCCAGGACCUCAAGUGGGAGCCGACCAUCAGCUCCCUCAUCAAGAAGGCCCAGCAGAGGAUGUACUUCCUGCGGCAGCUCAGGAAAGCCAAGCUGCCUGCACAGAUGUUGGUGCAGUUCUACACGGCCAUCAUCGAGUCCAUCCUCACCUCCUCCAUCACCGUGUGGUUCGCUGGAGCCACAGUCAGGGACAAACAGAGACUACAGCGCAUUGUGCGCUCUGCAGAGGAAGUGAUCGGCCGCAGCCUUCCAUCGCUGCAGGACCUGCAGGAGGCUGCGGUCCAUCAGGACUAG
Molecule: messenger RNA, 1089 nt
Organism: Knipowitschia caucasica
Lineage: Eukaryota; Metazoa; Chordata; Actinopteri; Gobiiformes; Gobiidae
Source: the annotation of a GenBank genome assembly